AUGGAGUCUUGAGCCUUAACAAUCUGGAGCUGGAACCUGUUCGAGGUUAUCACACCGUGCCCGAAACCGGACAUAAACAAUUAAUUAUAGCACUGGUUGGGGGAGCGGAACAGGUUGCACCAGCAGCUGGCUGCUGCAUUUUGCGCGCGCUUUGACGAAAACCGUUGUACGUGAUCGCAAUAUCUUCCAGGAUUGGUUUUUUAGUGGAAUAACUAAAGAAAUGAAGCAAAAUAAUCAAGAUGUGAUGUGAUUUUCAGUGCCAGAUCGGAUUUAAAACCACAGAAACUGGUUUGUUUGUUAAGAACAAUCAGCGACACAAGUAAAGUUGCCAUUUAUUGCACCCACGCAUUUAUAGCUUGUAGUUCCAGUUUUGGAUGAAGCAGAAACGGUGAUUAGAAUAAAGUUUACCGAUCCACAGUGAAAUUAUGUGAAAUUUAAAUCCACAAAAAUAACUAACCAGUAAUGAGUAGCAGCUGAUCCCGUGAAAAAAAAAUACACUGCAGUUAUGCAUUCCAUUUAUUCUGUUAAAUUGUCAGCAGUAGCUGUGUUGAUUCAUGGACUGAUGUUGUUUUCCAAUCUGAUUGGAAUUUCCGGUCAAACAUCUGCGGAACUGUACGUCCUAUAACACACACCUUGCGGAACUUCUAAUUAGAUACCAGAACUCAACAGCGCCAAAAAAAUUAUUUUUGCAGAGGACGACAAUUGUAAGUCAGUAGAUAACUUACCCGGCACCUGCAAAAUGCCCAAGGAUUGCCCCUGGAUACAGCCGAAUGUAAUUCAGAAGAAACUAGUUUCAAUCCGUUCUAUUCCAAGGUGUGGUUACACACUCCAUGAUGUUCUGAUUUGUUGCCCAAACGAGGAUUCUGGCAGUGGAAUCAUUACCAGCACAACACAGAGUACGGGAAGGAGGGCCACCAAGGCAUGCGAGAACUUCUCACGGGGCUCCACGCAUAUCGCACAACACAUCAUAGAGGGUAAGGAGGCCGCCGAAGGUGAAAUACCAUUCAUAGCUGCCUUGGGGUACAAAUCAACGGAACCGGAUAAACCGUACAACUUCCGCUGUGGAGCUAGCUGGAUUUCAAAAAGCUUCCUGCUGACGGCAGCCCAUUGUUUGAGAGAUCGGCCAAUCGUUGCCCGAAUGGGUACGAUCAACUUGUCCUCAUCCAGUGACUCAAACAUCCAGGACUCUGAAUUAAAGAAAUUGUACCCGCAUCCUGAUUACAAAUCGAAAAGUAAAUAUCAUGACAUCGCAUUGAUUGAGUUGGUUAGUCCGUUCAAGUACGAUGAUAAUGUCAACAGGAUUUGCUUGUACACUGACCCAAAUGAUCUAGUAGUGGACCACGUUCUGACCACAUCCGGUUGGGGAUGGAUAGAUACUGAUCAGUCGCAGUCCAGCAUACUUCUUAAAGUCGAGCUUAACACAGAACCUUUGAAGCAAUGUGCACAGCAAUAUGCAAGCGAGGUGGGCACCUUAGGCGGUAGAUUAGCUUCCGGUGUUACCGAACGACAGUACUGUGCUAUUGGAAAACUUCAAUCUUCCGGUAAACGAGGUGAUGCAUGCAUUGGAGACUCGGGAGGUCCUUUGCAUUAUAAGAAUGAAACGGCCGAUCGCUUCUUCCUGGUUGGAAUCACCUCUUUUGGUCUAGGAUGUGGCUGGAGGGCGGGAAUCUACACCCGGGUAGCGUCCUACCUGGAUUGGAUUGAAGAUAUCGUGUGGCCGGACGACGCAUCUCUCCUUGACGAUUAAAUGCAUGCGCAGCGAGGA
Molecule: messenger RNA, 1765 nt
Organism: Armigeres subalbatus
Lineage: Eukaryota; Metazoa; Arthropoda; Insecta; Diptera; Culicidae
Product: serine protease persephone-like
Exons: 5
Coding region: 740-1747 (335 amino acids)
Biological process (GO): proteolysis
Molecular function (GO): serine-type endopeptidase activity
Source: RefSeq, a predicted model, not a curated record